UCGGAGCAGCGCGAAUUGGCUGGAGCGGGAGCGGGAGCCGGAGCCGGGCAGGGAGAGCCCCACCGCCGCUGCCAUGUCCCACUCGCUGGUCCUGCGUGGUCCUUCGCCCUGGGGUUUUCGUUUGGUGGGCGGGAAGGACUUCAGCGCCCCUUUGACCAUCUCCAGGAUUAACCCUGGCAGUAAAGCAGCCAUGGCAAACCUGUGCCCAGGAGAUGUUAUUCUGGCAAUUAAUGGGGAGAGCACAGAGAACAUGACACACCUAGAAGCACAGAACAAGAUCAAAGCAUGCGUGGACCAGCUGCUGCUCUCUGUGAACAGAGCUGAAGGGAAGACCUGGUCACCCCCUGUUCUGGAAGAUGGCAAAGCUCAAGCCUACAGGAUCAGCGUCGAGCCAGAGGCACAGGACAACGGGCCUGCCCAGAGCCGGAGGUCACUGCCCACCGUGGAGAAGCAGCAGAUGCUGAACGUGCAGCACCAUCACCCACCCCGGCUCCACGGCAGCAGCGGCUCCGAGUCGGCGCUGCCUGCCCAGCUCAGCGGGCUCCACAUCACCCCAGCCCUCAGCCUCGACCCCUUGAAGUCUCUGCCACGGAACAGAAAUGGGAUUGAUGUGGAGUCAGAUGUCUACAAGAUGCUUCAGGAUUAUGAAAAGCCUGUUUCAGAGCCUAAGCAGUCUGGAUCCUUCCGGUACUUGCAGGGCAUGCUGGAGGCUGGUGAGAAUGGUGAAAAACUCGACAGACUGAGCAACCCCAGGAGCAUCAAGUCCCCAGUGCCCAAGCUCGGCGGGGCCGUGUCCGGGCUGCAGAUGCUCCCCGAGUGCACCCGCUGCGGGAACGGCAUCGUGGGCACCAUCGUCAAAGCUCGGGACAAGCUCUACCACCCCGAGUGCUUCAUGUGCGACGACUGCGGGCUGAACCUGAAGCAGCGCGGGUACUUCUUCAUCGAGGAGCAGCUGUACUGCGAGACGCAUGCCAAGGAGCGGGUGAAGCCCCCCGAGGGCUACGACGUGGUGGCUGUUUAUCCCAAUGCCAAAGUUGAACUUGUCUAAGGCCGGGCUGAGCUCCCGAGGAGCCGUGUGCCCACCCUGGUCCCCCCGCCGCUGGCAGGGCUCUGAUCAACCCCCCUUCCCGGCGCCCGAGCUAAAAGGCCUUUUCCCAGAUAAAACCGUUUGCGCUUGGGAUCUCCGGGAGAUGGUGUUGAAAGCUUAGGAACAGGUUUUUCCCUUCUUCUUGACACUCUGCUUUUCGGGUUGCUGUGUUGGGCUGUUACUCUGUGCCAUAACCUUGUCCGAGUUCUGUGUAAAUAUGGAUUAAUCCUCUACUUUCUUUCCUAGAACACCAGUAUUCCUUUUUCUUUUUUUUUUUCCUCUUUUUGCCCCUCUCUUCUUCUGAAAAAGCAAGGAGGAUGUUUUAAAAGCUCAAAGAAAAUAAGGCACUUUAACAAAAGAAGCUGACUCCCAUAUCCUGACCUUACUCUCCUUACUCCUGCCCUCCAGCUGCCCUGGUGAUGACAAACCAAGCCCCUGAGGAAUCAGGGACACGGUACCAUGGGUUGGGGUCCCCAGCUCAGCCCCAUCCAGCAGAUGUGCUGCAGAAGGACUGUCUCUUGGAGCAGUAUUUGCUGUGAGAUUCCCUGGAUCAGGGCACUGCAGUGCAAAGCUGACAUGCAGUGAUCCCAGUUCCCUGAGACAUCUCCACACAGAGCACAUGAUGAGGCUUUUUUCUUUCUCCUUUCGCUGCUAAUUUGGUUCUGUCAUCAGAUCCCCCCAGCAGCGCCUCAAAAGACACUGAGGUAGCAGAGCCCACCUCUUCCCUCCCACACUCCUGCUCCACAGCUGCCCUUGCUUGGGCCAUCCUGACUCUUUACCACCUCUUGCUGUAUUUUUGUAGUCCUUUAUUUCUAGAUCCCCAGGCUGCUGCCAGGGUGUGGUGGUGAUAAAAUCCCUCCAGGCACUUGGGAAGUAUCAGGAGCAGCAGGGAGGACCAAAUCCAGAGGCAGCAGGUUUGGAUUUGUACCCAUAACCCAAGGCAGGUAUUUCAGCCAGGUCCAUCAUCCACUUUAUUUCAUGAGGAAAAGUUUUAUAGGAUCUUGGGAUGUUGCUUUGUUGGAAAAAUGGGAAUUUUUUUCAUGUUAGUGUUCGGAGGAGAGAGUUUAGUCCCUCAGCUGCUGGGGUGGUGGGAGCCAUUUUUUGGUACCACAAAAUUACUUCUGCUUUGCACCAGCCUCCUUCCUCCUCCUCACUUGAGAGAGGGAGGACAUGGGGGACAAAAAUAAACGUUUGUGCUGACUUCCCUUCCAUGGAAAAGGAAAAUCGGAGAGGGGGCACUGGCCAAAGCACUCCUUCCCCUUCUGGCUUCCCAGGACAGGGGGCUAAGAAAUCUGGGACUGGAGAAGGGUCAGGAGCAUUAUCCAUGCCAUUUCUUCCUACAGGUGCUGCACCCAGAGGCAGGAAGCUUUUUUAAUUAUUUGAGUACAAGAAUCACGUGGAAAUUUUUAUCACAGUGCUGAGCCUCAUUUUUCUUGUAUUUGCAUAGCCUUGCUUGGUAGGUUGGACCAUCUGAAGGGAAAUACUUGGGACAACUGUAGAUGAUGAGGAGACUUUAACUUCAACCCGAGCUCCCACAAGUGGGUUUUUCUGUGCGGUUUGUCUCGUGUUGCCCUUUCUUAGGAAUAAUCAAAGCAUCUGAUCCCCAAAAGGAGCCUAAAGCUGGAGCUGCCUCUCAGAAACCCAUCCCAGGGCACACUGAUUCCUGGCUUCAUCCUGUUGCAGGGCUUGCAGGAGCUGCCCAAAGCUGGGAGAGCCUCUCCUGUCACGGGGGGACAGUUUGAUUCUGUAACACGUGGGGAGGGUGUGGCUGAAAUGCAGAAUAAAGUUGUGUUGUCGGUUUUAUGUCUCACAAUGCAGAGCUUGGCCUUUGCUGGGUCUGUGGCUCUGAGAACCUUGUUAGGGGUUUGGUCAGUGUUUUGGGGUGUGUUGGUUGUUUUUUUAACUCCUGGGUCUCCCCUGGGACCCUGUGUCCCAUCAGAUGCAAGAAGGGCCAUCGUGUCUUGGUUCCUCCCUGCUGCUGAGUCCCAGCUCACCCUGUGAUGCUCCAGAGCUUCCCCACCUCUGCUCAGUGUCAGGCUCAGGAACUGGGUUUCCUGGCAGCUUUUCACCAGCCCCAGUGCUGCUCAGGAGGCACCUUCUUCCACCUGGUGGCCCAGGCUCUCACCAGACCAGGAGCUGCAGCUGUGCAGGGCUGGGAAUGUCACCUUGUCACCUGCCCCAUCGCUGUGGGUGUGAUGGUGGGGGCAAAGCCUGUGCCAAAAGCCCUGUCAUUGCUGACCUUGAACCCCAGAAUCCCACAGGGUGGUAGGAGCCUGGGACCAGGAACAUGAGGGCUGGCCCAGGGGGGCUCAGCAGCUGAGCUAGGGGUGAUGUUGGCUUCUCUAGUGAAAUCACAAUGGGUCUGGUUGUAACAGCUGAUGGGUAUUUGAUUCACUGGUAUGUGGGACAGUCAGAAUUGGUGUGAGUUGAGAGCCUGCAACAGAAACCUAAUCCCAAAGGUUUGUUUUGGAAGGUGUUCAUAUAGAGGAAUUAUAUGUGCCUAAAAUUAUUUCAAAAGACAAAGGCUCUGGGGAUCCACGUGUGGCAGGAACUCAUGCACUGUGGGUCUGCGGAACUCAGCCUCUAAUUAGUGCCCAUAUUCAAAUAAUGAACAUGCUCAUGACUCUCCAAUUAGUGUUAUUUCCAUUCACCCUUGAAUGUCUACAUGUGUUGGAUGUGUUUCUAUGUUAUAGUCACCAAGCCCCCCAGCCCCUCUGCCCUGGGCACUGCUGCUGUGGGGCUCCAGCUCUCUGGGACAACCCCUGGAUGUGAGGCUGGGGGGGACACAGGGUGCACCCCCGAGCGCCCCUGCUGUCCCCCCUGGUCCCUGCAGCCACCGUCUGACCUGCCAACCCCAGGAGCCUCCUCCAGGCUCCUCCCUGCUCUGGGAAAAAAAAAGACGGGUAAGAUCAAAAGAGCCAGGGCACCGUUUAUUAGCUAAACGAGGUGGGACCAGGGCCAGACUGAUUCAAGUUCUAAUUGUUUAACUUUUUCCAUGUAUCAUCAUUAAAGUUUCCUACUUAGCUGGGCAUUAUUUCCACCCCCUUUCUUCUGCUGCUUUUGUUUGGAGCUGUUUAACUUUGCUUUUUAUUGGAUGGCUGCCCC
Apus apus (common swift) is the source of this 4192-nucleotide messenger RNA. RefSeq names its product PDZ and LIM domain 4 (gene PDLIM4). The transcript is spliced from 7 exons. Gene Ontology annotation, biological process: heart development; muscle structure development; actin cytoskeleton organization. NCBI's taxonomy places the organism in Eukaryota, Metazoa, Chordata, Aves, Apodiformes, Apodidae. Gene Ontology annotation, cellular component: Z disc; filamentous actin; stress fiber. Bases 74 to 1048 code for a protein of 324 amino acids. Gene Ontology annotation, molecular function: actin binding; muscle alpha-actinin binding. The record is from RefSeq and is a predicted model, not a curated record.